Brenthis ino (lesser marbled fritillary) is the source of this 6762-nucleotide messenger RNA. NCBI's taxonomy places the organism in Eukaryota, Metazoa, Arthropoda, Insecta, Lepidoptera, Nymphalidae. The record is from the annotation of a GenBank genome assembly.
AUGCUAUCCACCACUCUAAAUAGUAAAGUGAAAAGUUCAAAGUUACCGGAUAAUAUUGACGCUUCUGAUCGCGACGAAAUUGGACAUGAAAACACAACGGAUGAUAAGGUCAGAGGUUAUGUUGGACUUGGUGCAUACGAUGGACCUUCCUCUUUCGGAGGUCCCAGGGAGUCGCGGUUUCGAUCGCGCGGUCGUGUCACUGAAUUUCGACAUUCCAGGGGCGGGAGUAGAGGAGGCACUAGAGGCCGUGGUGGUUUCCCGCCAAGGGUCGAUCGUGAAGAAACCUCCUACAGAUAUCACGAACCGUUAGGAACAACAAAAACUGACAGUUGGUCACAAGGAAAUAAUAACAAAUUUUAUGAGAGAUCAGACCUGGUAGUAAAUCUACCCGAGGACCCGCGUAUUUCUAAGCUUUUACGUCGUCUGUGUGCCGAGGUUGACGUCGAAAAGUCUCUUACGAUAUGCAGCAAACUUCAAGAUGCUGUGAUGAUGCCUGAAAAUUCACGCUAUAUUAGAAGAUCAUAUGAUAUACUAGUGGAAUCAUUGUUAGAUGUCCUAUACGAUGCGCCUAGCCUUGAAACAAAAGAGAGUGCUGCAGUGGUAUUGGGCAGAAUUGGCUAUGUAAUGGGGCCUGAUUUUCGAAAGCAUCUAGAUUGGGUUAUAUCUACAUAUUCAGUGCAUAACACUUCAAUUAAGCAUCUUCUUGUACUCUCAUUCUCAGAAACAUUUCAAUUAGAUUUCGAGAAUCCAAAUCUAACGGAAUUUGCAGAAGUUAUGUUGGAUAAGAUACAAACUAUUAUUGAAGCUACAGACUCUGCCGAAGUUUUUAUGGCAGCCAUAAAUGCCAUGAUAUUGAUGUCUAACGCUUAUCCUGAACAUUUUGCUAACCACUUUGUUGAUACAGUAGAUAUAUUAGUCGGCUGGCAUGUUGAUAAUGCUCAACCUAAGAAAAUAAAGGAUUUUGCACUGCAGUCUUUAUUUAAACUGAGCCGUCAUUGGCAAGCAGAUGUAGGGUUUUCAGUAAAUCUUUUGAAUCAAUUUGUAGAAGAUAUGAUUGCUUACUGUAAUGACUUGGAUUCCAAUAAAAGUGAUAAAGAUGGAGAAAUUAACAUGUUUGAAGAUUGUAUGCAAAAAAUUUCAUCAUUUUUAAAUGUUUUCAACACAGUUGUUAAAAGUUUGGGCAACUUGUUGAGUCCUACUGUUUCACAAUCAGUAACAUGGUCUUUUUUGACGGAUUCACUAAAUAAAAUUCUAAGUGUGAUGGUUGAAACCCUGGCGGAAAAUGCAGAAUCGGAAUUAAUUUUAGCAGGUAAUGAAUGUAUUACGUUACUUUUAAAGUAUUUGCAAACAAAGUCUACUUCCUGUCAACCUGCUUUGUUUUCUCUUAUAACUUUGGAAAUUAAUAAUUAUUUACAAGUUGAUGAAAAUGUGUGUCUCAGCAUAAUAAACCUUAUAUCAGCUACUAUAAAAGAAAUAGCUUCAAAUCUGCCUUUAGAAUUUAUCAGCCAGACUAUAGGUCCUGGAUCACUACUACGUCCCCUGUGCUUUUCUGAAAACAUCCAAAUAUUGAAUGGUAUCAUGUCUAUUUACAGUAAUUUACUUAAUUUGAAAAACAUCCCACUUUUACAAGAAGCAUAUAAAUAUGUAUUGAGUGACAUACAAAAUUCCUAUUCUACAUUUGUACCAGAUGUGCAAAUAAUACAAGUUGAGUAUACAGAGGAAUACACAAAAGAUGAUGCAGAAAAAAAUAUUAUAUUUUAUUUGCAAUGUUUAUCGGAUUUGGCCAAUGCAAGUAAUUCAAUAAUUGGCAUGUGGGCUCUACAACCAAGUAUUUUGGAGUUGCUAGCUAUUAAAAUGUGUCCCCAUGAUGAAACUUUGAUGAAAAUGAGACCCGCAUUGCAAUAUGCUAUUUUAUACCUUCUUUACUCCCAUUGUAAAAAGAACAAUCAUUUUAUUGCUUCGAGUGAUUUAGUCACAAAUUCUCAAGGAAGAGCAAAAGAUUUAUUUGGAUUAUCCAACUUAUCACUGGGUGAAGUUUCAGGCUCAAGUCCCACUUCAGGCCAUCUUACUGUUAUCUUAAAUACUUUGAGUAUUGUGCUUGAUGAUCAAAUGCCAAAUGAAACUCUGAUACUUAUUCUGACAUGGAUAUCUGAUAUUUUUUGCCAGUUGGAUAAUUAUUUGCCAAUAGUGAGUUUAUCAAAAGGCUUUCUUCUAUUAACAACAAAUAUGUUGACAUUGGCACACAGUUUCGAUAGUGACAUAGUCUUACUGGUAAUAAAGAAUUUUUACUUUUUGCUCAGGAAUAAAAGUAUGGUGUGGAAUAUGCUUUUACUGAAAACAAUUGCAGUUUUGUGUACCUUACACAUUGAUCAUCAAAAUAAAACACUAGCAAAUACAUGUAAAAAGGUUCUGUUUGAACUACCAUGGGACAUAGUGCAGCAAGAACUAGACAAGCAAUUGGUGAAAACAUUUACGAGCCGGAAAUUAAAUAGUUUGGCUAUAAACUGUGACACAAAAUCAAACUCUUUUAAAGAGUAUCUUAUGAGAGGAUCCUUUUCACCAUUACCAAAUCAUCACUUCAAAACAAUAAUUAAUUGUCUCACGCAAGUAAAUCUCGAAAAUAAAAACUUUUUAUUAGACAUAUUUAUAUCUUCUUGGCCUCUACAAUGUCAAGGUAUGGACGAAAAUAAUUUAUUGUUUUUCCGACAGUGUGCAACAAAUUUUGCCUCUAUUUGCGUCAGUUGGGUACUCUCAGAAUUAGCCCAGACAUGCAUUUCGUUGAAACUUCGCACUGCAUUAGGUAAACCACAGGAAACAUUUACAAAGAUAGAAGGAAUUUUGAAAGGAGUAGCGAGAGAGAUAUCUUCGGCUGAGACAAAAUAUGUAGCUGGGGAAAAUACAAACGUAUUAGAAAUAGUAGUAGCUGAGCAAGUAAGGGCCAGAUGGCUUGUGGAGUUCAUGAUGUUCUUAGAAAAGUACACUUACAAUGCUGCGGAAGGUACGGCUACUGUACUGCCAGCUGUUCCAAAACCUGUAAAAACAUUUUUCUAUACUAACUGGACAACCUGUCGCGAAUGGCAUAACAGAGUUCGCCCUGCUGCACUUGCUGUAAGUAUAUAUAGCGGUCACUAUGGAGCAGCCAUUUACCACGCUUCGUUGAUAUUGCAAAACGCUUCUACCUCCAGCACUAAUAUCGACGUAGAAGCUAUUACAUUGAAUGCAGCGCGAGCUCUUGUAAAGAUCAAUGAACCUGAAGUUUUGCAUGGCCUAUACGUCUGGAUAAAACAAAAUUUUGAAUUAAAAUUGGCAUGGCUUAAAGGCGCUGCUGAACAAGCUAACUUCAGAUUUGAAUUAGCUUCCGACUUUUACAAGAAGAUCUAUACAAACCAGGUCAAUGAUGAUAGUGAAACAAAUGAUAAUCAGAAUGACUCAAAAGCUAACAAAUUCAUCCACGAGCAAAUUUUUGAAUGUUAUAAGAACAUACAAAGUUGGGAUGACAUGGAGGAGUGGAAACAUAUUACUGAAGGAAAUACGCGUAACACAAAUUGGGAGUCAUUUACAGAUUUAAAAUAUUUUGAAGAUAGUAACGAUAUGCCGGAACUCAGUAACUGGAAUAUUUUAGAUGUGGAAACAAAUGAAAUAUCUAAAAGUGCUUGUUCUUAUCAGGGGUUACUUGACAAAGUUGAAUCUACGUUAAUAUAUUCGGCGAUUAAUAUUUACAAUAAUAAUUAUAAUGAAAAAUACGACAAAUUGCUACAGGAAUGUGAAGAUUUGCUAAAUUCAAGCGCAGAAGAGUUUUCUCGCACAAAUGCUAUUCAUUUCCUUAAAGAUGUUGCUGUGAUGCAAUUGGCUAAUAAUGGCUUAAUUAAUAUAAUGAAAAAUGGAAAAGCAAUAACAAAUCCCUUCAAGCCCUCUGCCGUAAAGGAACAUGUUUAUGGAACGGAAAUGAAAAACCUUACUCGUAUUUUAUGGUGGAAUCAAUUUUUCACGAAGCUUAACAUGACUGAUGAAAAUGUAUUUUAUAAUGAAUGUUUAAGACUAGACGUUAUAAAAAGUGCAAGGAAGAAUGUAAACUUAGCUAUGGCAAAAAGAGAACUCCUAAAGCAUUUUAAAAACAAUUCAGCUUUCCAGCUAUGCCUAAACCUUAACACAUUGGAAGAAUUAAGCGAUGUCUUGCUAUUAUCUUCUAAUACAUAUGACCUUGAUAUAUGGACGCUAAACAAUGCUACUGCAUUAACAGAAUUAUGCAAAGUUACAUACGCGAAAGAAGAAUCGAAGGCUUGUGCUAUAAAUUUAUGUGCAAGUAUUUCGCUUGGAUUUUCUCAAAGAUUAGCGAUGGGAGAGCAAAAUUAUGAACUUAGAGAAAAAGGAACGAGAUUAUUGUUGACACUUUCAAAAUGGGUUCAAAAUGAAAAUGAAAAUAUCUUAGAAAAUGAUUCACCAUUGGCAAAGUUAGUAUCGGCCCUACCAGAAAUUGGAUUAGUAGAUAAUAAUAUAUCAGAAAACGUAAUUCCUUUGACAGAUUCAGCAGUCGGUAAAUUAUUACAAUUUGGAGUAAAUCAAUGUCCUGGUCUAGCCAAAGCUUGGGCAAACUUCGCGGCUUGGUGUUUUAGAUGGGGUCGUAAAAUGGUCGAAUUUAGUUCCAAAACUCGAGAACAACUUACUGAUAAUGACAAACUUCAAAUAGAAAGUGUAAUGAUAGGCUGUUCACCUCAAGAUUUUGAGGCGGUCUGUGAGAUAUUAUCUAAGACGAAAGCGACGUGUGACGAAGAAGACAUUGACUGGAAUGAAAUCAAUACAUCGGAAAUGAUAGAAAAUCAAUUACGCACAGUUCCCUCUUUAAACAACGCAUUUCCUGAACAUCUCGCUCUACUUGUUGACAUCUGGCGUCAAGCUCAGAAAAGAGUAUUUUCAUAUUUUGAAUUGUCAGCUGAUGCAUAUUUCAAAUUUUUGCAAUUAAUAUGUGCUUCAGACUAUAUUAAUCACAGCGGGGAAAAUGCUGUUGUUAAUGCAACUCUCAGACUUUUGCGUUUAAUAGUGAAACAUGCAAUGGAAUUACAAACAGUUCUCGAAUCAGGCUUGGCAAAUACGCCUACCCAGCCGUGGAAAGUUAUCAUCCCUCAAUUGUUUUCAAGGCUUAACCAUCCAGAAACGUAUGUAAGAAAAUGUGUUUCUGAUUUGUUAUGCAGAUUAGCUGAAGAUACGCCACAUCUUAUUACGUUCCCAGCUGUGGUCGGCGCUGUAGAAAAUGAACAAAAUAGUUUAACUGAGCUACACGUCCCCAGAUCAUUUUUAUCUAACGACGAUGCCGAUAGUGACGACGACUUAGAUUUAGAAGACUCAGCUAGUGACAAAGUGGUCAAUAACGAAUUGAAUUCAUGUUUCUUAGACAUGGUAGAGACACUUGCUAAACAAGCUCCAGAAACUAUAUUGCAGGUUAAAUUAUUAGUGAAAGAAUUGCAGAGAAUAAACUUGUUGUGGGAUGAAUUAUGUCUGGGGACAUUAGUGCAGCAUCAUACCGAGUUUAGCAAACGUCUCGUUCAAUUAGAGACUGAAAUUACAAAGGUGAAGAAUAAUUCAAAUUUGACUCCAGAGGAAAAAGAAAAGCUUAUUAAGGAAAAACACCGCAUCAUAUUCGAACCCAUCGUAUUUGUUCUUGAACAGCUUAAUAGAGUAACAUCAGCGGAGCCAGAAACUCCACAUGAAAUUGCGUUCCAAAAUAAAUUCCAAGCAAUUAUUGUUGACGUUAUUGAUAAAUUAAAAAAUCCAUCGAAUCCAGAAAAACCGCAAGAAUCGUGGGCGCCUCUUAAGCAGUUACAAAUUAAAUUGCAACAAAAAGUAAAUAAGAGAACGUUUUACAUAUUAAAAAUGUCUGAUAUUAGUCCUGUAUUAGCAGAGAUGAAAGAUACAGUGAUUACGAUGCCUGGUUUACACACAAAUAAGAGGACGGUAAGAAUUACUAUUAAAUCUAUUGAAAAUAAUGUCGCUAUACUACCUACUAAGACUAGGCCAAAAAAAUUAAUAUUUUAUGGUUCUGAUGGUAAACCUUACACGUACCUUUUCAAAGGUUUGGAAGACUUACAUUUAGACGAAAGAAUAAUGCAAUUGCUAUCAAUAACGAACACAAUGUUGGCUCGUGAUUCAGAAAAUAACGAUAAUCAAACAUACAGAGCCCGACAUUACUCAGUUAUUCCACUUGGACCUAGAUCAGGUCUCAUUAGUUGGGUUGACAACGUAACACCUCUGUUUGCCUUAUACAAACGCUGGCAAAACCGUGAAGCGGCCAUUCAAUCGGCAAAGACGAAUAAGACCGUCAACGUGCUUCGCCCUUCGGAAAUAUUCUAUAGUAAACUGAAUCCACUAUUAAAAGAAGCAGGAAUAUCAACUGAAAACAGAAAGGAGUGGCCUGUGUCGAUCUUGAAGCAAGUGUUGCAACAAUUAUCAGCGGAGACUCCCAGUGAUUUGCUUUGGCGAGAGUUGUGGUGCAGUAGCGUAAACCCCGAACAGUGGUGGCAAAUGACACGUAGGUACAGUUACUCAGUAGCCGUAAUGAGCGCAAUUGGUUACAUUAUCGGUUUAGGAGAUAGACAUUUAGACAAUGUGUUAGUGGACUUAACAUCUGGUGAGGUGGUGCAUAUUGACUAUAAUGUGUGUUUCGAAAAGGGAAAGACCCUGCGCGUGCCGGAGAAGGUGCCUUUUAGGAUGACUCCCAAUUUGGUAACAGCUCUCGGCGUCACUGGUGUUGAGGUAAGUGUUCUGUUA